This is a messenger RNA of Larimichthys crocea (large yellow croaker), 2819 nucleotides long. RefSeq names its product interleukin 34 (gene il34). Bases 562 to 1260 code for a protein of 232 amino acids. NCBI's taxonomy places the organism in Eukaryota, Metazoa, Chordata, Actinopteri, Sciaenidae. The record is from RefSeq and is a predicted model, not a curated record. The transcript has 8 exons. Gene Ontology annotation, biological process: positive regulation of monocyte differentiation; positive regulation of macrophage differentiation; positive regulation of cell population proliferation. Gene Ontology annotation, molecular function: macrophage colony-stimulating factor receptor binding.
GGGAGAGCUAACAGCAAGGCACGCACAAAGACGUCUCGCUGCGCACUCUUUUAUUUUGGAAACGCCUGUAUUUGUGUGCGUGUCUGCGACUUGAAGUUGACUGGAAGGACCUGCAGGGUCAGCCUGUUGCGCACUUGGCGGCACACACGGACGGAGCGCACAACAGCUGCAUGGAUGGAGCCAGUAAUGGACUUCCCUUAAUGACUUUUAUGGUGUUUGUUUGGAUUCCCAUCGGGUCUAAUUUAACAAGGGCUCUUUACUACCACCGCGGUGCGGAUACUGCCUUUUACGCAUCCCGGGGAGCAGGGACAAAAGGGAACCUCGAGACUGUCAACAGCAGAGAGCAACAGAAGAAGCACAGGAGCUGUAAAAACAGGAUCUGCUGCUGCUGCUGACAUGUUUCAGAGAUGGUCAACAAGGCGAUGAGGACCUGAAGCCUGCCGACAACAACCCAUGUGUGUCCCACUGAACACACGCGCUAAAGAGUUGCAGGCACCAGUCUUCUUGUAGUGUGUGUCUGUGUGUGUGUGUGUGUGUGUGUUUGGCUGCCCCUUUGUGUGUAUGUUCACACACUGUGCUGACUUCAGACUUCAGCCCAAGAGUAUGGUCCAACUGUCCAACUCAGUCUGCCUGCUGGGAGGCCUUUUGGGCCUGUUUCUGCUCGUGCCUGUUCAGAUGGCCCCAACGCCAGCCAGCUUGUGCACACCCUUGAAGACGCUCAACGACAGCCUUAGCCACAGGCGACGGUACAUGAAGCACAACUUCCCCAUCAACUACACCAUCAGGGUUCAUCAUAACGAAGUCUUUAAACUGUCAAACAUCAGCAGAAUGAGAUUACAGGUGGAGGGAUUGGAUGACCUGGUUCUCCAGAGGUUGUGGUUCCAGGUCAACCAAGGCGUGUUAAAAAAGAUCAUCCGGGUCAUGCCAGAGAGACACCCGUCACGUCCAUACGCGGCCGAGUUGGAGAGGCGCUUCAGGGAUGCAGAGGGAGUCUUUGUGCAGUCGCAUCAUGCUGAGGUGUUCCAGCAGGAGCUUCCAGAGAGUAUUCAGGACACUUGGGAUCUUUUAACAGAAGAGCCUGACAGGGUGCCAGAGUCCAGAUGGCGAUAUGUUUCUCCGAAAUCUCUUCUGGACAACUUCUGCCAUACCAUGCACUGUCUCUUCAGCAAAUGCUUUGUGAGCAUGGAGGAGCAGCAGGACUACUGUAGUGUUUCUUAUUGGAGGAAAGGCAAGAAGAAAGACUUACAUCCUGAAAGCUGAGAAGAAGACAGCAGGGUGAAGUUGUCCCUGUUGAUACUGAUAAGGGAUUGGUAUCAUGAUCUCCCUUAAGCUCUAGGGAGAGGGGUAAAAGAAAAAAGACAAUUUGUAGGUACAGUAACAGUAUUCAUGGUGAUUUUAGGAGCAUAUGGAUUUUCUGCUAAAAUAAUCUAAAGCUCAUUUGGGAGUAAAAGCUCCAUCUCCAACAAUUCUCUGUCAUUCAGGAAAAGCGUGUGAAACAUUUGUCUCUUCACAGCAUCUCACGUUUGAUGCUUGGGUUUCCAACUUUUGGAAAUGGAUGGACUAAAUGGACUAAAUUAAUAUAUGAUCAGUGUAUUAGAUAAAUUCUUUUCAAGAAGGAGGGUACGGCACAAGUUAACGAAAGGUUAACUUUUCACUUGGAGGGAGGACAUCACUGUGGCUUUGCCAAAUCUCUGUCCAAAAAGUCCUGUGAUGUGCUCCAGUGGUUCAUUCCAGAGAUCAACAAGAUGCAGUAAAAGAGACUACACAUCGGAUUGUUAUUAUAUUGAGAAACCGCUCUUCCAUCAGCGCUUCUUUCAAACAUCAAUGAGCUAGAACGAGACGGACUGCACAACUACUGUUGUCUCUUCUCUCUUCAGUUGUUGUAUGCAUCUUCUACCCACAGCCUGUGUUCACAGUGUUUAUUUUAACUGUGCUACAGGCCCAUAUUGCAUAUUCAAAAGCUGCCAAAAUAGGCUUGUUUAUCAUUAUCAUGCACAAAGAAUGAGUGUUGAACCUGGACAAACAACCACAUACAAUUAUCACCCUCCGUCCAAGUUAUGCAUUUUUAUAUAUAUUGUAGGUUUUUUGUUUUUUUAUCUGGCAAAUGUUGAAUAUUUUGGUGGAUUAGUUACCUGUGCAAAGCCUCAACACUUACCCCAUUCCACAAAAUAACUCUCAAUAAGUAUCAUUAUUAUUUUUAAUUUUUUUGGCAUGGAGUAAGUGUGCAGGCGUACCUAUUUGCAUUGAUGCUAUUCUCUGUCUCUGGCCUUGCACCUCAGUGAUGUGUGUAAAAUUACUCUCCUUAAAGCUUUGAAGCAUUUCAAAUAUGAAGUAACAUCACAGUCAGAGUUUGUUUGUACUUUAUAAACAGGUUAUCGUGUGCAGGAUAACAGAUUGUGUCUGUACAGCUGUAAAAAUGAAACCUUAAACUCAACUUCAUCUUGUAGCAGACAUUACAGGUUAUUCUCUCAUCCAAACAUUAGUUUUAUUCUGACAAAUUCUGACUAAGCUUUUACUUCAUUUCUGAGGUCGUGACAGCUUGUGUUUUUCUUCCCCACUUGUGCAAUUCCUCUCAAUGCUAUCUUGUUGCUGUUAAAUGUGUUAUCUUGUCAGGUUUUGAGAACAGCUAUCAUAUAGAGAUCAUAUUUUAGUUUAGGCACUAUGGUUGUGAGGCUCAACAUGAAACACCAAAUGAAAAUCUGUGAAAAACGUUGAAACAAAGGCACAUCAAUAUUAUUUGUAAUCAUAUGCAAUGCAUGCACGGGAUUAACAGCCAACGGUUCCCAACAAAACCCAACUGAAACCACAAUCAAAUGAAA